Haemonchus placei is the source of this 219-nucleotide messenger RNA. Lineage: Eukaryota; Metazoa; Nematoda; Chromadorea; Rhabditida; Trichostrongylidae. The record is from the annotation of a GenBank genome assembly.
AUGGCGCCAUGGGCUACUGAAGCAAGUGAAAUCCUACGAAACCUCGAGCAUUGUCGUAAAGAGGCGUUUGGAGUAGCUCUCACUGAUGAAAACAGAAUCUGUCAGCAAAGCUCGGGAGGGUGUGAACCGAUGCUCAUGACAAAGUCGCAUUUCUUCCGUGCUCCAAUGUCAUGGACCGAUUUAGCUCAUAGAGCCACAUUUAAUAAUUAUACACGCUAA